This is a messenger RNA of Scomber japonicus (chub mackerel), 1272 nucleotides long. RefSeq names its product MICOS complex subunit MIC26-like. Gene Ontology annotation, cellular component: MICOS complex. The transcript has a single exon. The record is from RefSeq and is a predicted model, not a curated record. Bases 73 to 687 code for a protein of 204 amino acids. NCBI's taxonomy places the organism in Eukaryota, Metazoa, Chordata, Actinopteri, Scombriformes, Scombridae. Gene Ontology annotation, biological process: cristae formation.
GAAAGGCGGAGUAAUUACCGCUUCGAGCAGUAGAAAUGUCCCUCGUCGGACACCGUCCCCCGUAGUAGACGCAUGGCCCCUGGGAUCAUACUGAAGGUGACAGGUGGGAAAAUGCCGGCAGCUCUGAGUUUGUUAUCGGUCACCGUGCUCGCUGACACCGGUGUCGGAGAGAAAGAAGAGUCUGCUCCGUUAAACCGAGACGAGCUGUCCUUGUACGCCGCACCUCCUGCUCUCAAAGUCCGGUACGCGGAGCAUGAAGCCGGUCAGUUGGAGCAAAGUGUCGCCACCAUCCGGAGGGCAGUGGAGCCGUACACGACUUGGUGUCAGAGCGCCUAUGCCAAAAUUAAACCCAAGGUUCAAGGGGUCGUGCAACUUGGGAAUGACUCCUAUGAGUAUUUGAAGGAUCCACCCAAGGACUUCUACCCCCGGGCAGGAGUCAUCGCCUUCACCGGUGUGUUGGGGCUGGUUCUGGCCAGAGGCUCCAGGAUUAAGAAGCUCAUCUACCCUACGGGGCUGUUGACCGUCAGCACCUCCCUCUACUACCCCGAGCAGGCUGCAGCGAUCGCAAAGUCAACCGGGGACUCCGUCUACGACUCGGCGGUGCGCAGCUUCGCCAGCGUGGAGAAGAUGGUGAAGACCGGGGGCAAAACUGAGGCAAAGUCCACCGACUCAGAGACGAAACCUUGAUGAUAUCUGCACCAGCUCAACAAGAACAAAUCAGCUUUUUUUUCUUUAUUUUUCUUCCGUCCAAAUACUGUAGAUCAGGGGGGUCAAACUUGCGGCCCGCGGGCCAGAACCAGCCCGCCGAUGAGUCCAAUCAGGCCCACUUUCCUUCCAUCUUUCCUUUCUUCCUUCUAUCUUUCCUUACUGUCUUCUCUUCCUUCCACCUUUCCUUACUGUCUUCUCUUCCUUCCACCUUUCAUUACUGUCUUCUCUUCCUUCCACCUUUCCUUACUGUCUUCUUCUUUCCAUCUUGUUAAUGGGCCCACAUCAGAUCAUAUUGGGCUGUAUUAUAUAUAAGUGGCCGUUGAAUGAUGAGUUUGACCCUCCUGCUGUAGAUUGAUUGACACAUGAAACCUUCACAGCCUGCCUGAUCUGUGUGACUUUCUCAUGCCCACUCUUUGCACUAAAAAAAAAGCUUCUAAUAUUGUAAACUCAGGCCGGGCAUGGCCUGUCACAAAAAAAGCUGCAACUUGAAUAAUUUACCUCUGCUUCUGAUUUGAAUGUAUAUUUAUGUAGAGAAUUAAUAAAAGAUUAUAACAUUGUCUUACA